Molecule: messenger RNA, 6693 nt
Organism: Solea solea (common sole)
Lineage: Eukaryota; Metazoa; Chordata; Actinopteri; Pleuronectiformes; Soleidae
Gene: myo6a
Product: myosin VIa
Exons: 36
Coding region: 204-4103 (1299 amino acids)
Biological process (GO): inner ear morphogenesis; endocytosis; vesicle transport along actin filament
Cellular component (GO): cytoplasm; myosin complex; ruffle
Molecular function (GO): microfilament motor activity; actin filament binding; ATP binding
Source: RefSeq, a predicted model, not a curated record
GGAGUCGGAGGCGGAGAGGCGGGGAAAGUGUGGCCCAGGCUGCCGGAGCGGACACCUAUCAGCGGGAGACACCGGCGGCUCGGCUCCUCUUUUUUUCUACAGGGAUUUUAUUACUAUUCUCUUUAUUAUUAUUAUUUUGGCCUCCUCCACAGCGACAACUCCCGGGACUUUAACCCGCAGACGAGACUCUUCAGAGUGGUGCGAUGGAGGAUGGGAAGCCGGUGUGGGCUCCGCACCCAGCAGACGGGUUCCAGCUGGGAACCAUCGUGGACAUCGGAGCCGACAGUCUGACCAUCGAACCUCUGAAGCAGAAGGGGAAGACAUUUUUGGCUCCGAUCAACCAAGUCUUUCCUGCCGAGGACGAUGUCAACAAACACGUGGAGGACAACUGUUCGUUGAUGUACCUGAAUGAAGCCACGUUGCUCAACAACGUCCGUGUGAGAUACAGCAAAGACAGAAUAUACACAUUUGUCGCGAACAUCCUGAUCGCGGUGAAUCCGUAUUAUGACCUCCCAAAGCUUUACUCUCCAGAGAGCAUCAAACAGUACCGGGGUCGCUCUCUGGGCACGCUGCCCCCCCACGUCUACGCCAUCGCUGACAAAGCAUACAGAGACAUGAAGGUGCUGAAGAUGAGCCAGUCCAUCAUCGUCUCAGGGGAGUCUGGAGCCGGGAAGACGGAAAAUACCAAGUUUGUGCUGAAAUACUUGACGACCUCGUAUGGAACAGGUCAGGCCAUCGACGAGAGAAUCGUUGAAGCGAACCCCCUGCUGGAGGCUUUUGGAAAUGCAAAAACCGUGCGGAAUAACAACAGCAGCCGCUUCGGGAAGUUCGUGGAAAUCCACUUUAAUGAUAAGAACAUCGUCGUGGGUGGUUUUGUUUCUCACUACCUGCUGGAAAAGUCCAGGAUCUGCCGUCAGAGUCCAGAAGAAAGAAACUACCACAUCUUCUACCGACUGUGCGCCGGAGCUCCAGAGGAAAUCAGGCAGAAGUUUUACCUCAGCUCCCCGGACACGUUCAGGUACCUGAACAGAGGAUGCACUCGCUUCUUCGCCUCCAAAGACACGGACAAACACAUCCUGCAGAAUCGCAAGAGCCCCGAGCACCUGAAGUCCGGUCCUCUGAAGGACCCGCUGCUGGACGACCACGGAGACUUCAGCAGGAUCUGCGGGGCCAUGAAGAAGAUCGGACUGGACGACACCGAGAAGCUGGACCUGUUCAGGGUGGUGGCAGGAGUCCUGCACCUGGGAAACAUCAACUUUGAGGAGGCGGGGAGCACCUCAGGUGGCUGUGCCAUCAAGAACCAGUCGAGUAAAACCCUGGAGCACUGUGCCGAGCUGCUGGGCCUGGAGGAGGACGACCUGAGGGUUAGCCUCACCUCCAGGGUUAUGCUCACAACAGCAGGGGGCGCCAAAGGAACAGUCAUCAAAGUGCCGCUCAAAGUGGAGCAGGCUAACAAUGCUCGUGAUGCUCUGGCCAAGGCCGUCUACAGUCGACUGUUUGACCACGUUGUGACCAGAGUUAACCAGUGUUUCCCCUUUGACUCGUCCAGCAACUUCAUCGGAGUCCUGGACAUCGCGGGGUUCGAGUACUUUGAACACAACAGCUUCGAGCAGUUCUGCAUCAACUACUGCAACGAGAAACUGCAGCAGUUCUUUAACGAGAGGAUCCUGAAAGAGGAACAAGAGCUGUACCAGAGGGAGGGGCUCGGAGUCAACGAGGUUCACUACGUGGAUAAUCAGGACUGCAUAGACCUGGUGGAGGCCAAGCUGGUCGGCAUCCUGGACAUCCUGGACGAAGAGAACCGACUCCCUCAGCCCAGCGACCAGCACUUCACCGACACCGUUCACAACAAACACAAGAACCACUUCAGACUGACGGUUCCCAGGAAGUCAAAGCUGGCCGUCCACAGGAACGUGAGGGACGACGAAGGUUUCAUCGUCAGACACUUUGCAGGAGCGGUGUGCUACGAGACGACAAAGUUCGUGGAGAAGAACAACGACGCGCUGCACCUGUCCCUGCAGACGCUGGUCAGCGAGUCCAAAGACCGCUUCGUACGCGAACUCUUUGAGAACUCCAACAACAGCAAAGACGUCAAACAGAAGGCGGGAAAGCUCAGCUUCAUCAGCGUCGGCAACAAGUUCAAGACUCAGCUGAAUAUUCUCCUGGAGAAGCUGCGCAGCACGGGCUCCAGUUUCAUCCGCUGCAUUAAACCAAACCUGAAGAUGGUGAGCCACCAGUUUGAAGGAGCUCAGAUUCUGUCUCAACUGCAGUGCUCGGGAAUGGUGUCAGUGCUGGACUUGAUGCAGGGCGGUUUCCCGUCCAGAGCUCCCUUCCACGAACUCUACAACAUGUACCAGAAGUACAUGCCUCCCAAACUCACUCGCCUCGACCCACGGCUCUUCUGCAAGGCUUUAUUCAAAGCUCUGGGACUGAACGAGCACGACUACAAGUUCGGGCUGACCAGAGUGUUUUUCCGGCCCGGGAAGUUUGCAGAGUUUGAUCAGAUCAUGAAGUCGGACCCGGAUCAUCUGGCCGAGCUGGUGAAGAAAGUCAACACGUGGUUGAUCCACAGUCGCUGGAAGAAGGUGCAGUGGUGCGCGCUGUCCGUCAUCAAACUGAAGAACAAGAUCUUGUAUCGAGCCAGCGCUUGCAUCAAGAUGCAGAAGACGGUUCGGAUGUGGCUCUGCAAGAAGAAACACAAGCCGAGGAUUGACGGCCUGGUGAAGGUUCGUCACCUGAAGAAAAGGAUGACUGGCUUUAACGAGGUGGUGUCCGGACUGAAGGAGGGCAAACAGGAGAUGAGUCGUCAGGUUCAGGAUCUGGACGCCGCCAUCGACGCUCUGAUGGUCAAAAUCAAGAGCACCGUCAUGUCUCGCCUGGACAUCGACCACGAGCACCAGGCUCUGGUGAGCCGCUCCGAGCAGCUGCUCACGUCCAUGCAGAACAAAAAGAAGGAGGAGGAGGAGAGAGAGAGACUGAGGCGCAUCCAGGAGGAGAUGGAGAGAGAGAGACAGAGGAGGGAGGAGGACGAGCAGAAACGCAAGAAGGACGAGGAUGAGAGGAGACAGAAAGCAGAGAUGGAGCUGAAGAGGAAGCACGAGGAGGAGGAGAGGAAGAGGAGGGAGGAGGAGGAGAGGAGGAUUCAGAUGGAGAUGGAGGUUCAGUUUCAGGCCGAGCGUGAAGAAGAAGCCACUCGUCAGACGGUCCUGGAGCAGGAGCGCAGAGACAGAGAGCUGGCGCUGAGGAUCGCUCAGAGUGAGGCGGAGCUUAUUCCUGAGGAGACGCUCAACGAUGCAGGACUGCGCAGCGACGGUUCUUCAGUUCCAUCGUCUCCAGAACGAGCAGCCGGUGCUGGAGUCACAAAAUUCAAGAGCAUGACCAUGGAAGAAAUGGCGAAAGAAAUGACUGAGAUUCUGUCGCGAGGUCUGCAGGUUCAGGCGUCUAAAGCCGCCGCCGGUGCCAAGAAGUACGAGCUGAGCAAGUGGAAGUACGCAGAGCUGCGAGACGCCAUCAACACUUCCUGUGACAUCGAGCUUCUGGCCGCCUGCAGGGAGGAGUUUCACCGUCGUCUCAAAGUUUAUCACGCCUGGAAAUCAAAGAACAAGAAGAGAAACACGGAGACGGAGCAGCGGGCGCCAAAAUCUGUCACUGACUACGGUUGCCCCGCCCCUGUGAAAAAACCAUCUCAGCAGCACCCGGCUCCGCCCAUCCCGGCGCGUCAGUACGAGGUGGCGAUGAAUCGUCAGCAGCGCUACUUCCGCAUCCCGUUUGUGCGUCCGGGCGAUCAAUACAAGGAUCCUCACGGCAAGAAGAAAGGCUGGUGGUACGCACACUUCGACGGACCCUGGAUCGCCCGGCAGAUGGAGCUGCACCCCGACAAACACCCCAUCCUGCUGGUGGCAGGAAAGGACGACAUGGAGAUGUGCGAGCUGAGUCUGGAGGAGACGGGACUGUCGAGGAAGAGAGGGGCGGAGAUUCUGCCGCGACAGUACGAGGAGAUCUGGGAACGCUGCGGCGGGAUCCAGUAUCUGCGCAGCGCCAUCGAGAGCCGCCAGGCCCGGCCCACGUACGCCACCGCCAUGCUGCAGAGCAUGUUCAAGUGACGCUGUCGCCAUGGCGCCGCAGAGCUCAGACUGUAGAGAUUUAACGCUAAACAACUCGUCCUUUCUGUUUCUCUGUCGUCACGUUUUUUUUUUUUUCAUUCUCGCCCAACUUACAGUUCCUGGAUCGGAGGGGGCGGGGCCUGUCGUAUUGCACGCACUGAUCCCUAUGCAGAUAAAAUCAUUAACGUCACAUCCGAGGAAUUGUGUUUAGUUUAACUCCGAGGCCUUAACACGUUAACAGGGUUUGACUGACGAUGAUUCUUCUUCAGUUUCUUUAUUUUUGUUGUUGUUUUUUUUUGGGAGCUGCCUUCCAAACAAGAAAAAUCGUGAUUCCUGUGUAAAUUACACAUUCCUCCAUUUUCAACUGAGUAACUGAAAACCUGCUGUUUACAUUGUCUGAAAAGAAAAGUCGUGAGAGUCCGAUCUUUUUCCUUUACGUUAAAUCCAAACUCUGCUAAUUCCUCAUUUUUCAUUCCACCUGUUUUUGCUGAACCAAAUAUAAAAAAAAUAUUGUUAUUACAUGUGACUUAAAGGGAUAGUUCAGGUUUUUUUUUUUUUUUGGAGUGCAGUUGUAUGAGAACACUAAGACACAGCCACGAAACCACUUACUCUCCCACACCAAAGCCCAUAGAGAAAAUCAGUGAUUUCAGCUCACGGGGACACAGGAGCUGCUGGUCUACUGCUGCCUCAUGUGGUCACUUUGUGUCACAUAAAUAAAUUUAAAUUGAUAUUUUCAAAAGCUGAAUUGACAAAAUAAGACAUUUAAACUUAGUGAUAAAGGCAGCAGUGGAUCAACAACUCCUGUGUGUGUGAUGUUAAAAUCACAGAUUUUCUCUAUGGGCUUUGGUGUGGGAGAGUGAGUGGUUUACAAACUUCAGUUUUCUGUCAGAAAAGUCUGUCUCACAGUGAGAUAAAGACCUGAACAUGUUCUUAAAGAUGUCUUAGUCUUCUGUUAAGUGGCUAAAAUACAUUUUUCUCUCUGUGUCACUACUUAAAAAAAAAUCUGAGCCAUUUACUUUUAAGUUAAAAUUAGAAAAAAAUUCCUCUAAACUUUUUACUUUGAGACCAAACUUUGCUUAAAACACAUUUUUUUCCCCUCUGGUUUCAACAAAGUAAAAGCAGAAAAUGUGAAUGAAAUUAUGCAAACGUCAUGUGCUGCUGCUGUUUAGAGCAAAAAAAGAAAAAAAAGUUCCAGUGAAUUCAUCUCAAGUCUGUAAAUUAGACGAGUGAUUUCUCGUCGCAGUUUUUCUUUGUUUAAAAAUCAGCCGAUUGUUUGAAACUGUUUGAAAGAUUAAAAAUGUGUGAGCGGCUCGUUCUGAACACUGGACGUGUUUUUCUACGCCGCGUUUUCCACUGCGAUGUACAAACGUUUAUUUUUCAAAAUAAAAGAACUAUUUCUACUCGAGCAUGUGACCCUGACGAGAGAAGCAAAAAAAAAAAACAAGGGCGAUGGAGUUCGGGAAAAAAAUAAAUAAAAGAGUCGGGACAAUCUGUUGUGACGCUGCUAGUUUUUUUUAUGACGUAACAGGAAGCAGAUGACACGUUAAAAUCAUUGCGAUAAAGGGAAAAAAAGUUCGUACUGGUUAAUUUAAUCAUAAAUGGGGGAAAAAAACUUUUAAUAUUUCACACAAAUUACUUAAAAAUACAGUCCUAGUGAUUUGUCGUGAAGCACCACAAGGGGGCGCUGCAUCUUUCCAUUUAUAAUGAUUCUUGUUUUUUACUUUGCUUGUUUCUUGCUUCCUGUCCGCGAUGUUUCAUACCCAAAAUGUCAGGUAGAGACAUUUUCGGGUAUUAAUUUAUCGUAAUAAUGUCAUACAUCAUAAUUAUCGUGCUUAAUCACGAUAGGUUGACAAGCACAAGUUAUAACGUUGCGAAUUAACUUUAGUUUGGCCUUUGAUGGCGUCAUAUUUAUCGUCUUUAUGAGAUAAUUUCUUUUGGACCCGCCCCACUUUUUUUUAAAGCCUUUUUUUUGUUUUAAAACAUGUCAGAUUUUUUCCUCUGUGAACUGAAAGGUGAUUUACAGUAGAUUUAGUCGUACAAAGUUCGGAAUUGUUUAAAAUUCUCAGGAAAAGUUUUGUUUUUCCGCCGUUGUGUUCUCACAACUUUCCUCAUUAAAAUUCCAAUGUCGCAAAUUAGAUUUCAUGAUCGUGAAGUCUACGCAUUUUUCAUUUACAGCCGAUUGUUUGAAGCAACACAUAACUACGUUUCAAAACUUAAGCGUAACGUGAACAAAGUCAUGAGAAUUUAGACUUAACUGACAUGUAAAAGAUUAAAAAGUGCUCGUACACAAAAACGUAAUUGUCCUACCGUGAACAUCGUCGUCAACAGUCACUGAUCGCGUUUUUCAGCUCUGGACCUUUAAACCUAUAAAUCGUCAUAGAAACACGUUUAUCGCAGUUUAGAUUCACUCUGAAAACACGAAUAUACAAACAAAAACCUUAAUGUCGAGUCGCUCUGAGCUCCGUCCUGCGUCUUCUUUUUUUGCUUCCGUCAGUUUCUUCUUCUUCACGUGUCAAUCACUCCUGAGGAAGCUCCGCCUCUUUUCUAAUGUUGAUCUAACGAUGAAUAAAUUCACUCAUGUUUUCACUCA